AUGGUCAAAAACAGGCUCCAAGAACUGAUCAACCAAAGUAAUUACAAAUCGUACCUAAGAAUCGAUCUUUCCAAGUUCAAAGACAAAAUCGCGAAAGGGACGACCUUGUAUUUGCGCGAAAUCCGAAAGUUUUUAAUUGAAGGGGAGAUGCGGAAGUACGACACAGAAAUAGCGAGAAACAGCCGGCUGAUCGCCGAGAAACUGAGACCCGCAAGGCCUGGCGGAAUGCAUCCGCUUGUCGAUCUGUCCAAAAGAAACUCGCAAUCCAACUGGCGUGACCUGCAGGCUUCUCGGAAAGCCAUCCGCUCCUGCAAGGAGCCGUUUAUGGCAGCUUUAGCCAAUUUACAUGGAUUAUUUGGACCCCAGAAUAUCUUCAAAACCUCAUUCACCACGAUGCUUUGCCACAUAAGCUUCAAGUAUAAGGAAAAAUUGCUUGAACCUUUUUCCCCAGGUCAAUUGGUUGAGGAACUUGAAAAAUUGCAGCCUCACCUCGAAGAGCUGGCCAAAUACCUACGCAAGGCCAACAACGCGUGGGCAGAUCCGUCACUCCCCUACAACUUGGUUUAUGAGCUCAAUCAGUUUCGAUUAAGACAAGCCGAGAUGUUUGGGGAUUUCCAAGCCUUUAAAACAUACAUGUCAAAAGUUAUCCAAUCAGAGCAUUACAAAUCUUUUCAAACCGAACUCAAGUCCCCCAAGGAGAUAGCCGGUUACGAACUUCAGCUCAUACAGCUACCAGGUGACGCGCAGACAUUCAAAAGUAUUGUCCAACUACCUGGGGAUGACAUCUUUGAUUUCACUGAGAAUCUCCAAGUUAGAGAAUGGGCCCUAAGUAACACUGAAAAGCGUUUGGCGACUGCGACCAAAGCCUGGGAACUCAGAGAAAACCUUUUACUGCUUUAUACCCCUCAAGGUCUUGACUUCAUUUCCCAGAAUGUGAUUACCAUUAAAAAAUAUUGUAAACAAUAUCGGAAAUUGAUAAAGUGA
Messenger RNA from Puccinia triticina, 984 nucleotides. RefSeq lists its product as uncharacterized. The record is from RefSeq and is a predicted model, not a curated record. NCBI's taxonomy places the organism in Eukaryota, Fungi, Basidiomycota, Pucciniomycetes, Pucciniales, Pucciniaceae. The transcript has 3 exons. Bases 1 to 984 code for a protein of 327 amino acids.